GCUAUUUGAUUGGUGAUUGCUAGGGGACAGACAGCUUCAGAGCAAGCGCUACAGCUACAUCUUCAAUUUAGGGCAAAAAGCAGCGGUUUUUCCUUCCCUUGUGAAGCAUAGUAUAACUUCUGCCUUGACACAGCUACUGGACGUAUUCGGUCUUUGAUGGUAGCUAAACCAGCGGAGACAACGCAUGCUGUGUGUGCUAGGAUAGAUAAUGUAGUUUAGGCUUCUUCCAGUCGUGUGUUUAUCAGGUGUGACAGACGAAGUCGAGUCUCUGGGAAGACCACUGGCUACGACUCCCUUUGAUUUGUUCCUGAGAUCAAGAACUUCAAACUGGCUGAAAUGGAUGAACAAAGUGUUGAGAGCAUCGCUGAGGUGUUUCGCUGCUUCAUCUGCAUGGAGAAACUGAGGGAUGCUCGUCUCUGCCCACACUGCUCCAAACUCUGCUGCUUUAGCUGCAUACGACGAUGGUUGACAGAGCAGAGAGCCCAGUGUCCACACUGUCGGGCUCCACUCCAGCUGAGGGAGCUGGUCAACUGUCGCUGGGCAGAGGAAGUGACCCAGCAGCUGGACACCCUGCAGCUCUGCAGCCUCACCAAGCAUGAGGACAACGACAAGGACAAAUGUGAGAACCACCAUGAGAAGCUGAGUGUUUUCUGUUGGACCUGUAAGAAAUGCAUCUGUCACCAGUGUGCUCUGUGGGGAGGCAUGCAUGGUGGCCACACCUUCAAGCCUCUGGUGGAGAUCUACGAGCAGCAUGUGACUAAAGUGAAGGAGGAGGUUGCCAAACUCCGCCGUCGCCUCAUGGAGCUUAUCAGUCUGGUACAGGAAGUGCUUGUGUGUGCGUGUGUGUGUGUGUCUGUGGGUCAGGAGAGGAAUGUGGAGGCUGUCAGGGGAGCGAAAGACGAGAGGGUCCGAGAGAUCCGAAAUGCUGUGGAAAUGAUGAUCGCUCGUCUAGACAACCAGCUCAAGAACAAACUCAUCACCCUCAUGGGCCAGAAGACGUCCUUGACCCAGGAGACGGAGCUGCUGGAGUCUCUCCUGCAGGAGGUGGAGCAUCAGCUUCACUCCUGCAGUAAGAGUGAACUGAUCUCCAAGAGCCCAGAGAUCCUGCUCAUGUUCCAGCAGGUCCAUCGGAAACCCAUGCAGUCCUUUGUCACCACGCCAGUCCCUCCUGACUUCACCAGUGAGCUGGUUCCUGCUUAUGACUCCAGCACUUUUGUUCUGGUCAACUUCAGCACCCUGAGGCAGCGGGCUGACCCGGUCUACAGCCCUCCUCUACAGAUAUCUGGGCUCUGCUGGAGACUCAAAGUCUACCCAGAUGGUAAUGGUGUGGUCCGUGGAAACUACCUCUCUGUAUUCUUGGAACUGUCUGCUGGACUCCCUGAAACAUCAAAGUAUGAGUACCGUGUGGAGAUGGUCCAUCAGGCCUCCAGUGACCCAACCAAGAACAUCAUUCGGGAGUUUGCCUCCGACUUCGAGGUCGGUGAAUGCUGGGGCUACAACCGCUUCUUCAGACUGGACCUUCUGGCCAGCGAGGGCUACCUGAACAUGCAGACUGACACACUGGUCCUCCGCUACCAGGUUCGCUCACCCACCUUCUUCCAGAAGUGCAGAGAUCAGUACUGGUACAUCAGCCAGCUGGAAUCGGCCCAGAGCGGUUACAUCCAGCAGAUCAACAACCUCAAAGAGAGGUUGGCCAUCGAGCUGUUUCGCCGCCAGACGUCGCGCAGCUCCUCACCCCCUGACCUGAGGCUCGCUGCGGGCAACACAGCCUCUGAAAGAGACCCUCGCUCGGUGAAGAGUGACGACGACAUCCAGACCACUUUGAGCAACACUAAAAAAGGCGAAGAAGAAGAGAGGACCCAGCACGAUGACUCUAAUGAGCUGUCGGACGGUGACUUGGAGGUGGACUGUCUGACAGAGGAGGAGGUGAACCCGCUGGACGGCAGCAGCACCUCGGGGAGCUCCACAGCCACCAGCAACACAGAGGAGAACGACAUAGAUGAGGAGACCAUGUCAGGAGAGAAUGACGUAGACUUCAUUGGGAACCUGGAGACAGAAGAAGGCGAGCUUCCUGAUGACUUGGCUGGAGCCACAGGUGGAUCCAGCUCCAGUGUGCGUUCCUUACAUCGCAGUGCUGCUGCUGGUCGCAGUGCCAGUAGUAGUGGAGCCACUGGUGCUGUUGGUCCAGGCAACAGCAGCCUCCUGGAGAUUGACCCGGUCAUCCUGAUCCAGCUGCUGGAUCUAAAAGAGCGCAGCAGCGUGGAGUCUCUGUGGGGCCUUCAGCCUCGGCCUCCUGUAUCUCUCCUGCACAGCCAAGCUCAUCCUCAUUCAAGGAAAGAACGAGAGCGGCGACCUCAGGUCGUGCGUCGAUCAGCUCCAGACUCAGGGGUCCUGAUCCGCCUCAAGGCUCAAAUGGCUGAGGUUCGCAGCAAGAUGUCUGAUGUCAAGAGCCAAGUGCUUGAGGCUCGGGGGUCCGGAGAGCCCAGGCCGGGCCCAUCAGGGGGCUUCAGUGUGGAGGAGGUACCCUCCCACCAUGCUGAUUCAGAGUUGUCAGCUUGUCAUAAGCCUGGUGAGCUGGACCUACUGGGGAGAGCAGCUGCAGCUCGGUCCAGGCCCUGCCGCCCUGCCAGGAAAUCUCUGUCCCCUGUCCUGGACAGCAGCGGCUCUCUGGUUGUGAAGAGGAGGAGUCCAGAGGAGCUGGAGAAGGACCUGAGAGGAGCAGACUUGGCCUCAGAGCUCAGCCUGCAUAUCAAAGAGGGGCUGGGAGGCGCAGAGGGAGUGCUGAAGGCUGACUGCACCCAGGGCCCCCUUGUGUCUCUCGGCAGCUCCUCAUCAGAGCAGGCCUCCACCUCCAAGCAGCAGUACUCGGUGGAGCAGCAGCUGUACGGGGCCUCGGGGCCCAGGGAUGACAUCUUCUCUUUGGGAGGACCGAGCUACAUGACUGCCAGCAAGAACUGUGGCAGUAGGACCCUAGGGGCAGCCAUGUUGGACUGUGAAUCUGAAAGCUUAGGAAACUCCCAUCAGUCCUUGCUGGAGGGACCCUGUGCACAGCCACAGUCAAAUGAAGAUCAGUCACCAUCUGUCCUGGUGGCAGCAACAAGCAGUGACAGCGACACUGAGGACGAGGCUCUGCAGAGCAACAACUCUCGUUACGACAACCAGACUCCUCCCUGCACAGGAGAGCAGCUUCUGUCCGAUGAUAUGAGUCUGCCUGCUGACAGGUGAUUUCCUCUGAGCCUGUCAGACCUGGAGCCCCACUGCUUUAUCCUCAACAGCCAUACAGCGAUGCAAUAACGGCCGGAGACAACACACAUGCUAGUUACACAGAUCUGUAGAGUAGAAACCGCUUGUUACGCAUGAAGUUGAAAUGAAGACAAUGCAACAGCUCACAUUUCUGUUGGAGUGCUGAAUAUUUACAGAACUGGACCAUGACAGAAAUAAUGGUAAAGAUGUAAUCAGGUGGUUGUGAUGGCGUUAAGGAAAAUAUUAACUGUUCAGAUGACCGCAAAAGUCAUAAAUAUUGUGUGAAUACAAUGAAACUGCCCCUUCUUAAGAGAAUUAACAUUUCAAUAUUUUCCAAUCUUUUAAAAGCAGUUUUAUGUUUUUCCCUGUUGCAUUUCUUGGUCAUAAUUAUAUAGGGAUGCACAUACUUUCACUUCUGUCAUGGUCAGUUCAGUACGUCAGAGGAAAACAUUCAGCCAUUUGUGCAAUGACUGAAUCUCUAAAAAUGUUUAGGGCACAAAAACUGUUGGUUUAUCUUCUUACUUUUUAUUUUAUAAACCUGAACCAUUACAUUUUACCUGGACUUCAGCCACUUUAAUUAACUUUCAGCACAAAUCUGUUAACUUCUCAGUGUAUAAAUUCUUUGUAAAUCUGGCAAGUCUACAACAUAUUUGCAAGAGUCUGAGGAUAAACUGUACAUAAUCUGUAGCCUGUCAAUAAGAGCUUAGUGUUUUAUAACGGCUUGUUGUUGAUGUUUAAGUCUCCACACCUACUCGACUUCCUUCACCCAUGUCUCUGCACCUCCCAGCUUUGGUGCUAAAAAAACUAUUCCCUCCCAAAACGUUCAGUUUUAGUGACACUGCAGCUUGUCCACUGCAUAUAUUCAGUGCUUUUUUUUUUUUUUUCUUCCUGCGGUGAACAUGUAGUGCUCAAUUAGCUUCUCUUCUUCUCGUAACUUAUGUAAAUGUCUUCUCUCUUAAUAACAGCGGCAGCAGCAACCACGGUUUCUGUCAUUAUGUGACAUUUGAAAAGGCUACAUGAUCACUGAAUCACAUGGGUUAUAAAACUGCUGCUGCACUGAUGAUGUCUGUGGGCUGAAACUUUGAAGCAUGAUGCAGAUCCGACUCCAUAAUAAUGUACCAGCAGGUGUUCUUGCUUCGAUCUGCUCCGACAUUACUGACCGGAGCUACACCACUCACAGAGAGCGACCUCACUACAGUUUAUGCACUACACAACUGAAAAGUCAGCUAUCUCUGAGGGUGGAAACUUUGAGAUAAGUUGAACCUCUGGCCGCAGUCAGUGAUGUCACAGCAGCUGUUUUCCAUCAGCCGUCAAACACAAAAUACCUGCAAUAGGCUUUUUUUUUUCACAGCGACGCAUUCUUUUUAAAGGGUCGGUUCACCCAAAGUACAAAUAUUAUUUUCUCACUUCUGUGUAGUCGUAUCUAUCCAUACAGAUAGUUUUUGUUUUAUUUGUCCAGGUUUCGAUACAAUAGCGGUGAAUGUAUGGCUGCAACUAAUGACUGUUUUCAUUAUUGAUUAAUGUACAGAUUAUUUUCUCAGUUGUUUAGUGUAUAAAAUGCCAGCAGAGUGAAAAAUGUCAUAAUGUCCCACAACCCUGGUCAAUACUUUUUUGUUUUGUCCGAUCAACUAUCCAUAGAUAUCCAAUUAAUUAUCAUAGAAAACUAGAAAAUAAUUUGAGAAACUGCAUUUUCACAUAAAAAAGGUUGCAUUAUCAAAACUAUUGCUGGUUUAAUUGUCAAAUUAUUAAUCAAAUAAUCAUUGCACUUCAAGGUGAAUGGAAUUUAGUUUGUGGAGCUCUGAAAAAUGAAAUUUUAAAAAUUCAACAGCAACACAUCUUUCCAGAAACACAAUGCCCCUGUUACUGUAAAUAAUCCACAGAACUCAUUGUUAACAAUUUUAAUCAGAAAUACUUGGGACUCUUUCUUCAGUCGAAAGUAUUUCCAUUGAAAACCGUGUGUGUUCUGUAGAGUAACAGUGACAUUGACUCUGGAAAGAGAUGUUUCCGAUACAUUUUUCAAAUUUAAUUUUUCCAUGCUGUGAGCAAAGCUAAAUGUGUUGCAUUUAGCUUUAUUACAUUGGGGAGACAUCUCUCCAAACCUGGACAAAUAAAACAAAAACUACAGAGUUUUAUACAACUAGAGGUAAGAGAGAGAAUGUUUUUUGUAAUUUGGGUGAACAGACCCUUCAAGUUGAAAGUGUGGUGCAUUUAAGGUCCUUCUUCAUUCUCAGAGGACUUGACAGAAAAGGUUAAAAAAAAAAAAAAAAAAACUGUAGUUAUGUAACAUGCUUUGUGCUGCACUGAUAGGAUCUCUGCUUCACUGGCUUUUCUUCAUGGAUAUAUUAUUUUUCAUCUCGAAUACUCUUGUGUGUCAAAGGCUGCAAAAGGUGCACGUUAUUGGGAGAAAACUUAAGCGGGAAAACGUCACGUUGACUUGCUGUUAUAGCGGAUGAGGUUGAGAACAGAAGUACCUGGAAGUUGAGCAGUUUAACAGACCUUUCUGCACUUUGUAAGACUCUGAAGUGGGCCCUUUCCUCUUCAUUGAGCCAUAUCUUAUUUUUAAAGCCACUUAAUCUUUGGAUCAAAGAAAUGACAGUAUUGUACAUGUCUACAGUCAUUAGUUUACUGUGUAAAUAUCUUGAUAUAUACAGUUGUGGAGCUUGCUGUACAUGUGCCCGAACGUGCAUGGCUUUAUUGGCUGGAUUGAAGGAGAAAGAACGUCUUCGCACCAAGACAUGUAAAGUCAAACUGAAAUCAUCCAGUAGAGUGAAGUUGAUGUUUGAAAUGUAUUCACCUCUGCAACUCCAGUCCACUUGAUCAUGUGACUUUUGACUUUUCCUCUGUUGCUUUACAUGUUCAUGAUCGAGGCAUGGGGAAACGGCAGCCAGGCUCUCACCGUUUAUUAACCUUUUCUCUUAUUUCUGCUUGUUGUGUCAAAAGCUGCUUUUAUUUUGAAUGUUCCCAGAAUGCACUGCAUUAUUUGACUUUAUUGUGUAAUAAAUAAAAUGUUUUAAGAUCCUGGAAGUGACCACAUUCUCGUGUCUUCUGUCUCCUAUUACUUUUGCAUUUGGAUCACAGAUGAUGCAUCGUCACAGCGAGGUAACGUAAUGUCUGAAUGUUGAAAUGUAAAAUUUGCUUUAAAGAUUAAAGGAUAAUUCUGCUUUA
Molecule: messenger RNA, 6408 nt
Organism: Siniperca chuatsi (mandarin fish)
Lineage: Eukaryota; Metazoa; Chordata; Actinopteri; Centrarchiformes; Sinipercidae
Gene: trim37
Product: tripartite motif containing 37
Exons: 25
Coding region: 337-3225 (962 amino acids)
Biological process (GO): negative regulation of centriole replication; protein autoubiquitination
Cellular component (GO): aggresome; peroxisome
Molecular function (GO): ubiquitin protein ligase binding; ubiquitin protein ligase activity; tumor necrosis factor receptor binding
Source: RefSeq, a predicted model, not a curated record